AUGGAAAAUAAAACGUCGAAGAGACAAGCUACUCCAAGGACUAUAAAAUGGUUACAUGAAAACUACAUGCUAUCUGAGGGGGUGUGCAUCCCAAGAAGCGCACUCUAUGUUCACUAUCUGGAUUUCUGCUGUCGUUCUGUAAUUGUUCCAAUCAACGCUGCAAGCUUUGGCAAGGUAAUCAGACAGCAGUUUCCACAAAUUACCACCAGACGUCUUGGAACACGGGGACAAUCCAAAUACCAUUAUUAUGGAAUAGCGGUACGGGAAUCCUCUAUGUACUACGAAUCAACACUGUCUAAGAAGGAGAAGUCUGGCCCCGUACAGGAACCAAUAAAGAAGGAAACAAACCGAAACACAAUGGUGUAUUCGCAUAGGACGAAGCUGGGCUGUCUCCUGCCGGAGUUCCCCGAGGCAGAAGGACUGAGCUUCCCAUUAGACGUCAGCAAAGAUUUAGUAGCGACAUUCUUAGUCAUGUAUCGCACACACUGCCAGCGGAUCUUAGAUACGGUUAUCCGGGCAAACUUCGAUGAAGUUCAACACUAUUUGCUUCAUUUCUGGCACGGAAUGCCUGCACAUGUUCAACCGAUACUCGGUUCGGAUCGAGUUGCUCGGUUAAUUGGAAUAUGCGAUUCUCUUCUUUACAAGGCAGUAUCCACAGUGUUAAUGCCUGGUCUACUACAACCACUGCCGGAGAGCCUCGGCCAUGUGAUACGAUGGUUUUCAAAAGAACUCCAGACUUGGCUGAAGAGGGCGCUGCAUGGGUUACCGACCUGCCUCCAAGUCGCUAAACUAGAAGUAUUAGACAAUACCAGGGACUACUGUGUAGCAGAGCCAGUGGCAUGGUCGAGUAAGCUGACUGUACGAAGUCAGACGGUCUGGUUGUUUGGAGGUGCAUGA
This is a messenger RNA of Strongylocentrotus purpuratus (purple sea urchin), 897 nucleotides long. RefSeq names its product transcription factor RFX4-like. Lineage: Eukaryota; Metazoa; Echinodermata; Echinoidea; Camarodonta; Strongylocentrotidae. The coding region runs from base 1 to 897 and encodes 298 amino acids. The transcript is spliced from 8 exons. Gene Ontology annotation, molecular function: DNA-binding transcription factor activity, RNA polymerase II-specific; RNA polymerase II cis-regulatory region sequence-specific DNA binding. The record is from RefSeq and is a predicted model, not a curated record. Gene Ontology annotation, biological process: regulation of transcription by RNA polymerase II.